This is a messenger RNA of Pseudopodoces humilis (Tibetan ground-tit), 2028 nucleotides long. RefSeq names its product eva-1 homolog A, regulator of programmed cell death (gene EVA1A). NCBI's taxonomy places the organism in Eukaryota, Metazoa, Chordata, Aves, Passeriformes, Paridae. Gene Ontology annotation, molecular function: carbohydrate binding. The record is from RefSeq and is a predicted model, not a curated record.
UUCCUCUGGAAGAAAGCAAGCCGUGAGAACACCUAAGGAUGUGCUGCCCAGAGGUGUUUCCCACCUCCACCUUCCUCCUAGGACUCAUGUGCUUGACAGCUUUCAGCAACUUUGCCAAGACUUCUGCGGACUUCUCAGGUUACAUAUCACAGGUACUAAAGAAUUACACUGACCAUGCGUGUGAUGGAGAAUAUGUGUCCCUGAGAUGUCCCCACAGAACCACCAUCAGCAUCCAGUCUUCUUUCUAUGGACGAAUUGUACCAAGUCAUCAGCUGUGUCCUUCUCGCUAUCCCCACUCCUAUGCAACUUUAAUUAAAGAAGAUGUUGCCUGUUCAGUUGGCACUUCUCUUCAGAAGAUGCUGGAUGAGUGCCAGGACAGGCGGAGCUGCCAGUUCCUCGUCAACAGCCGGCUGUUUGGGAUGGAUCCGUGCCCUGGGACUGGCAAGUACCUCCUCGUGUGGUACAAGUGCAGGCCAAAUGAAUACAAGAGUAAAGUAGCCUGUGAAGAUGACAAGCUGAGGCUGAGCUGUAAGAAGAGCAUGGUGAUAGCCAUUUACUCUGCUAUCUUUGGGAGGACACAAGGAGGCAGCCUGGAGUGCCCAUACCAAAACCUAGGGAUGCCCAUGAUUGAAUGUCAGUCAGCUACUGCUCUCCAGCUCAUGAUCAAGCGCUGUCAUGGGAAAAGAAGCUGCAGCAUAUAUGCCAGCACCUAUGAGUUUGGAGAUCCUUGUUACCCAGGCAUCCAAAAGCAUCUUAAUGUCAUCUACACCUGUGUUCCCAAGAAGCUUCUGCAUGAAACUCAGGCAACAGCAACCAAUCAACAAGGGUACCAGAAGCCACAUUUUCCACUGCAGCCAAGAGCGUUUGACCCCAAUGUUAUAGGGGACGGCGUGUUCUUUUUGGAUGUCUCUCCUUCCAACAUAGAGCGAGCUCUCCCAGCAGAGAAGAAGAAAGGGAGGUCAGCCACCUUCUACCCUGUAGACAGCACCCCCCUCCUGCUCCCUGUGGAUGAGACACAACCGCCGGCGCUCAGCAGCAGCAUGGAGCCCGUGGGCGUCGGCACGGAGAUGGCCCUGCUCAGCAACAUCCUGGCAGCCUAUGCCUUCAUCACAGAAAACCCCGAGCGGGCUGCCCUGUAUUUCGUGUCCGGAGUGUGCAUUGGACUCGUGCUGACCCUGCUGGCCCUGGUGCUCAGGGUGUCCUGCCGGACGGACUGCAAGCGCUCCUCCUCCAAAAAACCUCCUCGGGAGCGGGAGAGCGACAGCGAUAGCAGCGACAGCGACGACGACUCGGACACCACGUCGGACCUGUCUGCCCGCAGGCACCGCAGGUUCGAGAGGACUUUGAACAUGAACGUGUUCACCUCUGCGGAGGAGCUGGAGCGGGCGCAGCGGCUGGAGGAGCGGGAGCGCAUCAUCCGUGAGAUCUGGAUGAAUGGGCAGCCCGACAUCCCGGGCACCAGGAGCCUCAAUCGCUACUACUGAGCCCUGGGGACCCCGGCACCCUGCCCUGCUCCCCGCGCCUGGGGAGAGGGAGGGAACGAUACGACGUGGGUGUCUCCCCUUUUCCUACCAGGUGUGCCGCCUGGAGCCGUGAGGAUGGACAGCGAUGAUGUUUUCCCCAUCUCUCGUUCCCUGACAUUGAUAUCACCCCUCUUCCCGGACACUUUCUGGUUUCAAAGAAGGGAUUGCCGAGUUCAUUUCUGAGGAGCAGGCAGGGAGGAGACAAUGGCAGUUCCCAUGUGGGGUUUGGCACUGGGCACACCGUGCUCCUUUCUUGGCUGGAGAGGGAGGCUGCCCAGGAUUUGGUCUCCAUUUAGGAUUUUUUGGUUUCCCUUUACCUGAGGACUGUGGGAGAAUUGUGAACAAAAUGACAACUCUGGAAAGAUGAUUUGGGGAGGGAGGGGGAGGUGCAUCCUGACCAAUUGUCUUGUGACUUCAGAAGCCAUGAGAUUAACCUAAUUAAAACCCAACAGCAAAUAGGACUUGUUAAGAAGUGGGGGAUGGGAGGGAGGGGGAUUCUUCCAUC